This is a messenger RNA of Pieris brassicae (large cabbage white), 900 nucleotides long. RefSeq names its product transcription factor Adf-1-like. Gene Ontology annotation, biological process: regulation of transcription by RNA polymerase II. Gene Ontology annotation, cellular component: transcription regulator complex; nucleus. The transcript is spliced from 2 exons. Gene Ontology annotation, molecular function: DNA binding. Bases 84 to 830 code for a protein of 248 amino acids. The record is from RefSeq and is a predicted model, not a curated record. NCBI's taxonomy places the organism in Eukaryota, Metazoa, Arthropoda, Insecta, Lepidoptera, Pieridae.
AACACCCGACGCCACGCGCCAUUCCUUCGUUUUUGACACGAAUAUCAAUUUAUAUACACAUAUUUUUGUAUUUAUUUGGCGGAAUGAACGACGAACAAUUAAUUGAGUUGGUGAAACAAUAUUCUGUUCUAUAUGACGUGAAAUUAGCUCAAUACAGGGACCAUAAUGUGAGAAAUAAUGCAUGGGAAGAAAUAGCCGAACAAAUGAAUUUAAGCGUUGAAGAAGUAAAAAAUAAGUGGAGCAAAUUAAGAAACUGCUUCACCAAUGCCUUAAAAAGACGCCGUAAGAAGAGUGGUCAAGCAGCAGCUAAAGCAAUUCCUUGGAAAUUAGAAAAGCAAAUGGAGUUUCUGCUACCAUAUGUUGAAGGCAGAUCUACAGUUACAAAUUUAAGUACAUCAAAUGAUGACGAUUCGACACAUGAUGCUGAAUAUAAAUUUUCUGAAGAAUCUGUAGUUUCACCUUCUGUUACUAUUCGUUCACCAACUCCAGGGACCUCCUCUUUAAGGCCAUCUGUUCCAAGAGAAUGUACUCAAAAUUCGACUGCAAGUUUUACUCCGAGUAGUUUAAAUAAAAAUGAUAAUGACACUAAUAUAUUAAAAGAAAUGGUAAGUGUAAUGAAAACAACACAGGAAAUGAGACUGAAGAGAGCAAUAUCAGAUAUGGACGACGAUGACUUAUUCUUUUUAUCAAUGAGUAAGCAACUAAAAAAGUUACCUAAAACGGACCAAGCUAAAAUUAAGUUUCAAUUACACAAGCUUAUACACGAAUCGGAAAUGAAUAUGCUAAAUAACCGUUCAACAAGUUCUGAAUACUCAAAUAAAUAUAACUAAGAUUUUAAAAGUAAGACAAAGUACAUAAACACAAGUUAUGACAUCAGAAGAAGGAAAUACAGAAGUAGAA